AUGGAUCUUCUAUCGGUUCUGCCUGGGUUUUCAACGCAUGGUUUCAUCCACAUCAUUCCGCCGCUGGAGCGUCGCAGAGUCACCGUGGUCGAUCUGAUCACCCUCGAUCCUCUGGAGAUCGCAAGACGCGCGCGCGCGCCUCCCGCAGAUGUUCGGCGCCUCACCAAUCGCAUUGUCGAGGCAUUGCAUGAAGACAUAGGGGUUGAGAAUUCACUACCGGCUACAGACGCACUUGAUAGUACGCCGAAUCCUAACAAAAAUCUCGAAACACCUGGUCGUGAGCCUGCAACGGAACCACAAUGGAACACCAUCAGCACACUUGACCCCGCAAUGGAUGCAUUGCUUGGAGGGGGGAUACCAACGGGCUAUGUGACGGAGCUGACGGGUGAGAGUGGAAGCGGCAAGACCCAAUUCCUUUUGAGCCUUUGCCUGGCCGUCCAGCUGCCAAAACCCCAGGGACUACAUCAGCGCGCAAUAUACAUAUCAACAGAGCAUCCGCUCUCAACGCCACGACUAACAGAACUUCUGGAGUCGCACCCUGCUAUGUCAACCCUGCCGCCAGAGCAAGCACCGUCGCUGGAGGACAUCCUGUCCAUCAAUGCCAUGGAUCUGGAAACCCAAGACCACAUUCUUUUCUUUCAGCUCCCUGUCGCCAUUGAACGUUACGGUAUCGGUUUAGUCAUUAUUGAUUCAAUCACAUCGAACUAUCGUGCCGAACAUUCAACUAGCAAGGCAUCCCUCGCUCACCGAGGGCGCCAACUCGCAAAAACAGGAAACUUAUUACGCAAACUCGCCAUUGACCAAAACGUUGCCAUAGUAGUGGCAAACCAGGUAUCUGACCGCUUCGAACCUCUAGGGGGUGCCUCAUUGCCGCGCCCGCCGUUCCCAUCAAGGUUAAGCUCCACGCAAGGCCAAGGAAACGGAUCUUCGUCCCAGUAUCCAAAAUCAAGGACGGAGCAAAUAGCCGCUGAAAAUAGCACGCCAAGCUCAACUGCUCCCCGAUCCUCCCAAAUCUCCUCAUCCCCUUAUCAUGCACCAGAGGACAAACAUUUUGACGGUUCAUACCUUGUCCCCAGCCCAGAGCGUAGUCCCUUUCUCAGUCUAGCAUACCAAGAAAGGUUCUUCGGUGGCUGGGGCGAUGGUCCAAAUCCAGAUAGCGGAUCGCUGAAGAAACCAGCUCUGGGAUUCUUCUGGUCAACGCAGGUUCCAUGUCGGAUUGCUCUGAAAAAAGAAGAUCUUCGUGCAGCCGCUGUGGUGGAUGAGGAUGACACCGUGAUGCCACAUCCAGCAAGAGCAGAUGUCAGUCGAGACCCAGACUCUAUUGCGAUGCCGGCACCUCCUCUUCCCCGGAACGCAGUGCCUGGGCCACAGAGCCAGUCGCUUGCUUUGGACCCCAAGCCUGUGACGCGGAGGGUCAUGAAGCUCGUGUACUGUCCCUGGACGGGAGGAUUGGAAAGUGCUUUGGGAGAACCUCAAUCGUCGCAAAUGACUACUGAGUUGGAGUUUGAAAUCUGGAAAGGUGGCUUGCGGGCCACGAGUCACGUUGGAUGA
Messenger RNA from Penicillium salamii, 1551 nucleotides. The record is from the annotation of a GenBank genome assembly. Lineage: Eukaryota; Fungi; Ascomycota; Eurotiomycetes; Eurotiales; Aspergillaceae.